CGCGUGCAGGAGCUGCGGGGGCGCGCCGGCGCGUGCGCGCGAGCGAGGGCCCAGAGGCCGCGGGCGCCACGCGAGGGGCUGUAGCGGCCUCGGCCGCCAGAUAUAUUUUUGCCAUCAUGGAUCGGUUUGGAGAUAUAUCAGAAGGUGAAGUGGACCAUUCUUUCUUUGACAGUGACUUUGAAGAAGCAAAGAAAUGUGAAAGUAACUCAGUUUUUGACAAGCAAAAUGAAGACCCUAAAGAGAAAAUAGAUAAAAGUACAGAAAAUGUAAACUUGAAAGUUGGAAUACAAGCAAAGGAAAAUUAUCUUACUGAGAAGGGAAAUGAAAGAAAAGUGAAAAUUCCUCCAGAAGAACAUCCUGUAGAAAAGGAUAUUGUACAAACCAGAAGUUCUUUAUCGCUGACCAUGUCUUCAAGAUCAAAAAAAUUGUGUGAUGCUACAAUAGGACAUAAAAUACACUUGCCCAUUCCAAAUAGAAUUCCCAGAAUUGUGAAAGAAGGUGAGGAUGAUUACUCUACAGAUGGAGACGAAAGCAGUGAUGAUGGGAAAAGAUGUCAUAUGAGGUCCAAGUUAGCUAAACCUCCUAAUAACUUUAAAAAAAGCAAAAGUAAGAAGUAUUCCAAAGUUAGUUCCUCCUCCUCCUCUUCUCUGUCUUCCUCCUCUUCAGGUUCAGUUACAGAUUGUUCAGAUGCAGGGUCUGAUAACUGUGUAUCUGAUUCAUCUCCAUCAAAGAAACAUGUAUCUGGUGUAACCCUCUUAUUACCAAAACAGAAAUACAAAUCAGGAAUAAAAUCGAUGGGAAUACAACCUUCAAGUACUAAACCAAAAACUGGUGACUGUACUGAGGAAUCUGAAGAUACUGUGACAGAUGUAACUCCUUUAUCAACUCCAGACAUCAGCCCUGUUCAGUCUUUUGAACUGGGUGCAUCAAAUGAUCAAAAAGUGAAAGUUAAAAAGCAAGAAAAUGUGAGUCAAGAAAUAUAUGAAGAUGUUGAGGAUUUAAAAAAUAAUUCAAAAUAUUUGAAAACAGCCAAAAAGGGGAAAGAAAAACAUGGGCCCAAUCUCACCUCAGAGUCUUCAGUGUUAGAUUCCAAUUUAGACCACAGAUACAAACAAAAAGUCUUACAUGACACAAUGGACCUGAACCAUCUUUUGAAAGCUUUUCUGCAAUUAGAUAAAAAGUUACCACAAAAACAUCACACUGAUCAGCCUUCAAUAGCACCUAGGAAAAACUACUCUUUCACAAGAGAAGAGGUGAGACAGAUUGAUCGGGAAAAUCAGAGGCUUUUGAAAGAACUGUCUCGACAAGCUGAAAAAUCAGGAAGCAAAAGUACAGUUCCUAGAAGAUUGAUUGGUCAUCCCCCUCAGUUAUACCAUAGCGCCGUCAACAGACAGAGGGAACAACAAAGGAUUGAAAGAGAAAAUUUGGCUUUAUUGAAAAGGCUAGAAACUGUAAAACCAACUGUUGGUAUGAAACGCUCAGAACAACUGAUGGACUAUCAUCGCAAUAUGGGUUAUCUCAGCUCAUCACCAUCAGCGAGACGAGUGAGAUCUACUCUUGGCCAAUAUACCCCUUUAAGGGGAGCUUCCAGGACAUCCAGUGCUACCAGUGCACUUAGUUGUAAGAGUGAGCGAUUGGUUUUUGACACAUCCAGUGGUCUGUUGCUGAGACCUAAACCUCCAAACGUCCGUACAGCUUGGUUAUAAAACCAUUUUUUAUUUCAACCUUGUUCAUCCAAUUUUUAUUGAAAUACUCUUGCAUAUUACCAUAAUUCUUUGUGUAAAUAUCUGUAAUACUGUUUUAAGCGAUUUAAGGUAUACAACAGUGGAUUGUAAUUUAUUGUUAUUCGGUGCAAAAUUAUCUAAGAGACAAGUUAAUGUAAAAUCAGUGUUUCCUAUGAGAAUGUAUUUAUAAUGUAUUUAAUAGAAAAAUGGUAGUAUGUAUGUGCAUAUUUUCUCAAUAUAGAAAUUGAUUUGGUUGUCAUGCUGACACAACCAUGGGAUAGUAGCAUUACAUGUUGGACCCAAGACGUUCACUCUGUAGUUCUCAUUUUAUGUGAUUUUUAUAUCUUGUAAGCUUUAAAGCAUGAGCUUAGCUCCUAAGUUUGACUGACUUUGUUUUCUAUAUGUUUAAGAACUAUGUGAUGUAUCUGAUAACUCUGUAUGCUUAAGAACUUAUAUGGUGAUGUGGUGUGACUCAUAACUCAUAACUUGAUUCUGUAUGCUUAAGAAUUUAUGUGGUGUAACUCAUAACUUGAUAACUUGAGAGUUACACUUUCUUAUUAUGAAACAAAUCUUGAAAUUUUUUUUCAUUGGUUGAGUUGAUUUAGAUUUGAUGAUUUAAAAAAGCUUGUACUGGGCCAAUCCUUGUGAUUCACCAGAGGUUACCUAGUUUCUGUAUAAGUAAGCUGAGUUAGAGCUUACAGCUUUGAUCAACCAUUCCAAACCAUUUCAAACCGUGAAUUUUAGAAAGUUAAAAUUAGAAGCUCCUCUUCAUGUUUUUAUACAUUCAGGUAAAGUACUGUCAAUGAUUCUGAGAAAUGAGGUCAGCUUUUGAGCUACAGUCUACUGCUUUGUGAGUAACUUGUGAAAGGACCAGAUCAGUUGCAUCAAAGCAAAAACAAGUAUUUGUUGAAUCAGUAAAAUAGUUUUACUGUUUUGAGGUGAUAAGAAGCAGAUCCUAAGAUGUGUCAGAGCAGUGUUUUAAGUAAUACUGUUAGUAUGUUGUGCUAUGAUUUAGUUAUUGUAUUAAGAGAGGAGAUUUGUAAUGAGAUAGAAAUGCUUUAGAAAUUCCAGCUAGUGUAUAUAAGGGCUGAAAAAGAAAACUAAAAUAUGAACAAUAAGGGAAAUAAAUCACACAUUUGUUAAAGCUGCUUCCUUAAAUAUUAGCUAAUGUUCUUACUUUGUUUGGGUUUGGUUUAUUUGAUUGCAUCCUAGAAGUAUUUUUUCCAGUCUCACAUUUAAAGGCCUAGUGAUCUUGAUGGACUUGGCAGAUAGGGUGUAACAAAGUUGACUUUUGAAAUCAGUAUAUUUUUCUGUCAAUCUAUAGGCUCUUAUAUAACAAAGUAUUACAUCUCAUAAUUAUCACUGUUUUUCAUUACUGGCCUUUUCAGGAUACCCAUAGAAUGUAUUGGAAAGUUUCCAUGUUAAAUGACAAAUCUUUCUUUUUUUAAUAUGAAUUUUUGAUCUAUAGCCAUAAGCUUUUUUUUUUUUCAGUGCCUCAGCUAUGUAGCUUGUAUGCUGAACUUUUUUUCUUAAUACCUUUAGCAGUAAGCCAAACCACAUUCUACUAAACAUCAAUUUAAGAUUUCUUGGUCUUAGUUUGCAUUAAUAGAUUUUGUUUAGGAUAGGGCAUGUGAAGCAUUGAAACACCGGGAUUGAAAUUCAUGUGAACCCAAUCUGGCUGUGAUGUUCAUUCAGCAUUAUUUGAUGUUCUGUUUUGGCCAACAAGUUUUUAACACCUGCUUUAUAUAUAAGUUUUAUCUCUACAAAACCAAGGUUUUAUUUUGUUUUGUUUUUUAACUUAUUGCACUUUGUAUACUCUUAUCUUUAAGAAGAGAUAAGAUAAUGCUGAAUUUAAAACUCAGCAUUUGGACAUAUUCCCAAUAGUGAUUUAGUCAAUUUAAAAAAAUUGAUUUUUAAGUUGUUUGAAAAAAAAAAAUACAUCUAUAACCUUUUAUAUUCAGAAUGGUAUUUGUUUCUGAGUACAUUUAACAUGGUCUUUGCUGCCACAUGUCAGGAUACAACAGAUACGUUUUCAUAGAUAAAGCCAUACUUUGAUUUGAGAUAAUAAUUUAAUGCCUUUAGUUUUUACUACUUUGAAAGAGGAAGUUUAUCUGAGUACUACUGAUAGCAGAGAUUCAACUUAAAGUAAAAGUUGGGAAGAGCAACAGCCUUUUUAAAAAAAAAUUUACAAUUCUCUUGUCAUAGUUACUUAUAUAUCAUUACUUCUCAGCUAGAAGUUGAAAAAUGUGGUAUUCUAAGAAGUCAAGGUACUUUGAAGUUGUUAUGGCUUAAGGGACAUUUUUAUGAAGGAGUUAUAUUACUCUGUUUUUAUGAACAUAAAGUGAAGGAUGAUCUAGCACUAUUUUAUAUUCGGUUGAUGUGUACUUAAUGUGUAUACUUUGAAGAUUUACAUCUGUAACUAGAAAGUAUGCUAAUUUGAGGUAUACUUAUUGUGCCAGAUUCUUACUGAGAGUUAUUUUCAUCUCUUGUCAAAUGUUAAACUAAUGUUGCCUCCUUUUUAGUAAGAUUCUAUGAAAGAUUUUAAACUAUUAAAAUUUUUUCUUAAGGGAAAGCUAUUAUCUCAUACUUCCCAUACUUCUUUCUGCAGUUCAUAAAAAUCUGCUUUCUUAUCUCUACCACUCCAAAUAAAGUUUUUCUGGUUCGUGUGUAAAUUUAGUGUAACAUAGCUCUUUUCAGUCCAUUAACCCAAGUGUCCAAAAUGGAUAUCAAGACUUUAAAAAGGUAAUUGCAAGGGGUAUGAUUGUGUGAUUCUUAUCUUUUGAUUCAAAUAUUGCAUACUAUGAAAAGUAUUAAGACCAAUAUAAAGUUGAAGAUGCAAGUUUAUUAUAUUUUAAUAAAAUUUAUAAAAAGUUUAGUAUCUUAAAUGCCAAAAUCUUAACUAUAUAAAUGAUUGUAUACCAUCUCUUAGAAGAUAUACUUAAUGCUAUUGGCUACUUUAAAGAAACUUAAAAAUCACAUCCUUUUAAAAUUUUCUACUCAACUGUAAUGUAUUUUAGGCAUGAAGAACUAGCUUGGCAUA
This is a messenger RNA of Cynocephalus volans (Philippine flying lemur), 4764 nucleotides long. It is a transcript of the gene CFAP97, whose product is annotated as cilia and flagella associated protein 97. Lineage: Eukaryota; Metazoa; Chordata; Mammalia; Dermoptera; Cynocephalidae. The record is from RefSeq and is a predicted model, not a curated record. The transcript has 5 exons. Gene Ontology annotation, biological process: spermatogenesis. The coding region runs from base 117 to 1706 and encodes 529 amino acids.